This is a messenger RNA of Raphanus sativus (radish), 1873 nucleotides long. RefSeq names its product pentatricopeptide repeat-containing protein At5g46680. The record is from RefSeq and is a predicted model, not a curated record. Bases 104 to 1510 code for a protein of 468 amino acids. The transcript has a single exon. Gene Ontology annotation, molecular function: protein binding. Lineage: Eukaryota; Viridiplantae; Streptophyta; Magnoliopsida; Brassicales; Brassicaceae.
AGCCAAAUAGCUCUUUUUUUUUCCCAUAUCUAAAAAUCCGUGACGCCCACGUUUCCACGCUACAAAACCACUUGAAAAAACCGUGACCUUUCCCGAGCAAAAAAUGGUCGGUGGAUUAACAAAAUUUCCAAAAAUCUCAACAAAGCUACUAAACAUAUCCAUCGACUCCCUCUGCAAAUCCCGAAACCUGCACAAAGCCGAAUCGCUACUCACAGACGGAAUCAGACUAGGCGUCCUCCCCAACGUCAUCACUUACAACACCUUACUCAACGGCUACUCCCGCCUCGUCGGCAUCGACGAAGCCUACGCCGUCACCCACCGUAUGAGAGAAGCCGGCCUCAAACCCGACGUAUCCACCUACAACUCCCUCAUCUCCGGAGCCGCGAAACGCCUCUCUCUAACCCGCGCACACCACCUGUUCGACGAAAUGCUCCGCUCGGGUCUGUCUCCGGAUAUGCUGAGCUACAACACUCUCAUGUCUCUCUACUUCAAGCUAGGGAGACACGGAGACGCGUUUCGUGUUCUUAACGAGGAUCUUCAUAUGGCCGGGCUGUCUCCUGGUGUUGACACUUACAACAUUCUCCUCGACGCGCUCUGCAAGAGCGGGUAUAUAGAUAACGCCGUUGAGCUCUUUAAAAAUAUAAAGAGCCGGUUUAAACCCGAGCUGAUGACUUACAACAUUCUCAUCAACGGUCUUUGCAAAUCGAGGAGAGUUAGUUCUGCGAACUGGAUGCUGAGGGAGCUCGAGGAAGCGGGGUACACUCCUAACGCUGUUACGUACACGACGAUGCUUAAAAUGUAUUUUAAGACGAGGAUGGUUGAAAAGGGGCUGAAGCUGUUCUUGAAGAUGAAGAAAGAAGGGUAUACGUUCGACGGUUACGCGAGUUGUUCGGUUGUUAGUGCUUUGAUUAAGACAGGGAGAGCAGAGGAGGCGUAUCAGUGUAUGCACGAGCUGGUGAGAAGCGGGAGAAGGAGUGGGGACAUUGUUUCUUACAACACUUUGUUGAAUUUGUAUUUUAAAGAUGGGAACUUGGAUGCAGUGGAUGAUCUGUUAGAGGAGAUAGAGAGUAAAGGGUUGAAGCCUGAUGAUUACACGCAUACGAUUAUAGUCAAUGGUUUGUUGAGUAUAGGACAUACGGGAGGAGCUGAGAAGCAUUUGGCUUGUUUGGGAGAUAUGGGGAUGCAGCCGAGUGUUGUCACUUGUAACUGUUUGAUCGAUGGGUUGUGCAAAGCGGGUCAUGUAGACCGUGCGAUGAGGUUGUUUGCGUCGAUGGAGAUUAGAGAUGAGUUUACUUACACUUCUGUUGUGCAUAAUCUAUGCAAAGAUGGGCGGCUUGUGUGCGCUUCGAAGCUGCUCUUGUUGUGUUAUAAUAAAGGAAUGAAGAUUCCGUCGUCGGCAAGACGAGCUGUGUUGUCGGGUUUGCGGAUGACGGUAUCUUACCAGGCAGCGAGGAUGACAGAUCACAAAAUCAAAGCUGCUAUUAAGUGCAAUGCACUAACGGAUACUUAAGAUACUGAAAGGUAUUUAGAGAAAAGUUCUUGAUCUAUGACAGGGGCUCUUUUCAUACUAGAUUCUAGUGGAUAUUUGAUAAGUCUCUCUUGGAGCUAGAGAGUCUUAUUUUAUCUGCAUCAACAGAGUCCUAUCUUAUCUUCAGACAAAAGUCAGGUUAUAUUAUGAACUUCUGAUUAAUGAGUUUUUUUCCUAUCACCUGUGGAGAAAAGCAUGUAAAACAGUUACUUGUCGCCCUUACGUAAAGCUUCUUGUUUUUUUUUCUCUGUGUAUAUAUAGCUGAUGAGAUUGAUUUUGGCUACAGAGAUGUAUUAUUAACUUAAGAGUUAACUGGAUUGUAACAAAGAGCUUCUUGACCAUAUU